This is a messenger RNA of Phragmites australis (common reed), 1368 nucleotides long. RefSeq names its product RNA-binding protein CP33, chloroplastic-like. The transcript has 4 exons. Gene Ontology annotation, cellular component: cytosol. NCBI's taxonomy places the organism in Eukaryota, Viridiplantae, Streptophyta, Magnoliopsida, Poales, Poaceae. The record is from RefSeq and is a predicted model, not a curated record. The coding region runs from base 80 to 1108 and encodes 342 amino acids. Gene Ontology annotation, molecular function: mRNA binding.
AAGAGAUUUAUCAGCGGCGAGACGCUGCCCACUGCACCACUUCGCUCUCCGGCUCCUCGCUUCUCCCGCCUCCCCGGCCAUGGCCACCGCCACCGCUGCCGCCGUCGCCGCCACCUUCCGCUCUCUGCUCCAGCCCGCGGCUGGCGCCGCCGGUAACCGUCUCCCGCUCGUGCCUCCUAGCCUCCGCUUCCAGAGCCUCCAGCGCUCUCGCGCCGUUCUCCACCUCUUCGCGUCCCCUCGUGGCCGCCCCAUUCUGCUUCCACCCUCCGCCGCUGCCGGCGAAGCUUUCUCCUCCGACGGCGAAGACUACGCCGACGAAGACGAGGAGUACUUCGAAGAAGAAAAAGAGGACGAGCAGGAAGAGGUCGAGGCCCCGCGCGCGUACUCUUCUCCGAGAAGCCGGCCGCCGCGCGGCCAAGAGCCCGGCCGGGUCUUCGUCGGCAACCUGCCCUACACCAUGACCUCCGCCGAGCUCUCCGAGGCCUUCUCCGAGGCCGGCAGGGUGGACGACGCGCAGAUAAUCUAUGACAAGGUCACCAACCGGAGCCGGGGCUUCGCCUUCGUCACCAUGGCCACCGCCGAGGAGGCCACCAAGGCCAUCCAGAUGUUCGAUGGCGCCCUGCUGGGAGGGAGGACGGCUAGGGUGAACCACCCGGAGGUGCCGCGGGGUGGGGAGAGGAAAUCGGUCACAAUGGGUGGCCGCAGGCGAGAUGAUGGCACGUACAAGAUUUACGCCGGCAACCUGGGGUGGGGAGUGCUUGCCGACACGCUGAGGGCGGCGUUCGAGGGGCAGCCCGGCUUGCUUGACGCCAGGGUCAUCCUGGAGCGUGAGACUGGCCGGUCCAGGGGGUUCGGGUUUGUCUCCUUCAGGACUGCAGAGGAUGCACAGGCUGCAUUGAAGGCUUUGGAUGGAGUGGAGCUGGAAGGGAGGCCACUUCGACUUAGCCUGGCAGAACAGAACCCACCAGCUGGUUUUCCGCCUAGUGCAGUGCAGGCACAGCAGGAAGAGACUGCUUCAGACACAUCCGAUGUGGAACCAGAAACAACUUCAGAAUCAUCUGAAGCAGAUUUGGAAGAGACCAACUUACAGACAACAGCAGCUUAUUAGUGACCACGAGUCAGGAGUUAUAUGCUGUGCUGUACCAUUUGCAAAUUCAGCCAUUCCAAUCCAAGUUGUACUAGUUUGAGCGAAAAUUUUGACACAAGUGACACUGAAGUGAGAAUUCAGCUAUAGAUACUAGAAUUUAUUAGAUAUCUAGAUACUACCGUUAUUUUUGUAUUGUAUUCUGCAGAAGUAUGUUGAACUAAAGUGCAACUGUUUAGCCCUUUGUUUCCUGUAAAAUGAUCCAAUUCAAACGUUUCAUUUUA